Molecule: messenger RNA, 321 nt
Organism: Punica granatum (pomegranate)
Lineage: Eukaryota; Viridiplantae; Streptophyta; Magnoliopsida; Myrtales; Lythraceae
Source: RefSeq, a predicted model, not a curated record
AUGGAUUCUCCCGACAAAGAUGGCGAAACCCAAACCACCAAGUCGAACGGGGUAAGAAAGAUCACGUGUAUUGUUGUGGCACUCCUGCUUUUCCCUAUCUUCAUCUUCAUACUUAAGCCGGACGUGCGGGCCUUUUUCAUCCACCCCCAUAAGCCCCAGUUCACCCUUCAAGAGAUAACGCUCUAUAACUUGAGCGUCGUCUCUGUUGAUCCAAGCCUUGUCAGCUCCAUGUUCCAGACCACCAUCUCGUCGCGGAAUCCAAAUUCCCACUUUGUCAUGUACUAUGAAACUGUGGAGGCGUCCCUAACAUACCACAACUAG